AAAGGAAAUAAUUUGCUUUCGUCUACUUUUUCUUAUCACGUGACUCAAACAGUUUAAAGACUUGAGUCCCGGAUAGUCAUUUACUAAGGCGAUGCUGGUCUGAAGCAACUGCGUAGCUAACUUAGAUCUGGAAAGCUUUUGCGUGCGAGUCGCUUUUACGGCUUGCUUUAUACCACAGCCGUCAUGUCAGUGUCGUGGUCUAAUUCUAAAGCGAAGGACAAUGACGGUGAUGAGUUGGAAGUUGUUCAUCUAAAGUUAGUGGAUGAGAGCGAGGAGGGCAGCGAAGGCGCGGAAAAUGCGUCAGAGGGAGAAGAACUGGUUGCUAACAGUGGUGAGGCGUGGUUUCCACCAUUGCUGUCCCGCACAAGAAUGCUCUUUCUCAAUGUGACUUGGUUUGGCAUGCAGUUCAUGUUUCUGCUCUUAUCGGUUGAAGUCGUUCCUUCACAAAUUCAACACUUAGUGGGAGACAAGGCGAAGGGGCAUACUCUAGGCAUUAUCGUAGCAAUGUCUUCAGUUCUUACAUUUUUUGCAAGUCCACUUGUGGGCAUGCUGAGCGAUCGUAUUCAGACGAAGUACGGUAAGAGACGUCCAGUUAUGGUUUUUGGCACUGCUCUCAUGAGUAUUGGUUUUGUUGGAAUGGUUGUGAUAGCAAGAAAUAUGAAGUAUGAAUCAAAGGGAUGUAAGAGCCUUGUGCAUUUGGGCAAUGGUUCUGACUACUGCAGUCAUGUUGAGAAACCAGUUUGUGCGAACAAUACAAACUCUAGUGCAACUGAAUCAGCGGAUCAUGUCCAAGACGUUGUCCUUUACAGUCUAUUUUUCUUGAUUGGAACGGGAAGUUAUGCAAUUCUGAAUGUUGCAUACAAUGGUCUCAUGGCUGACAUGACGCACCCAUCAGUCAGAGGAUUUGGAUCCGGUCUGAUGGGAACGAUGAUUGUCCUCGGCAUGAUGUCAGGAGCCGGAGUUGGAGUCUUCUAUAAGACCAUAGGUGCUGCUUGGACGUUCAGUAUUAUGUAUGCUGUUUUGGUUGUGACAGUAACAAUUACGGUCAUAACCAUCAAAGAAAGACCAUCCAAAGCCAAAGUACACGAUCCAGUUGGAUGGAAGGUUGUACUACUGAGUUAUUGUGAGCCACUGAAAGAUUAUAAUUUUCGUUGGGUGUUUAUCACACGAUUUCUGAUGCAGAUGGGCGUUUCAACGGUUUUGGGGUUUUUGCAGUACUGGUUGGCUGAUAUGGUUGAUCUCCCCAAUUGCAUGUGUGCGGAGUCAGCUGUUUCUAUGGCAAUGCUGCCACUGUUGAUAGGAGCCGCACUGUGCUCUGCCAGUAGUGGUUAUCUGUCUGACAGGCUACAGAGGAGAAAGCCUUUUGUGUUUGGUGCAGCUUUGAUUAUGAGCGUUAGUGCUACGAUUAUUGCUUUCGUUCCCAAAUACUAUGUUGCAAUAGCCGUUGCUUUGUUAUUUGGUAUUAGUUAUGGAUUGUACGUGUCUGUGGACUUCGCUCUUGUCAUGGAUGUUUUGCCCGAUGACAAAGAUCGAGCUAAAGACCUGGCAGUGUGGCAUCAGGCUCUUGUGCUUCCUCAACUUUUGGCUACUCCUGUGGCUGGUUUUGUUCUUGAUUAUGUUCAAGAUGCUUCGCUGCCUGGUCAUUCUGGAAAGUUGGGCUGUGCCAUAGGAUUGGGAUACAUCGUAGUUUUUCUCAUAACUGCACUCUACUUCUUGCUCAGCAGCUUGUUUGUUUUAAAAAUUCGGAAAGUUUUAUAGUACUGUAUUUAUUAGUCACUAUAGGCUGUCGGAUUGACUGUGAUAAUUGCGUAUUAUAGAUUAUAUAUGUUGGUAUGAUGAGUUAUGGAUUGUCACAUUGGACUGUGGUGUAUUCUGUUUACAAUCAGUAUUAAGAAAGUUUGCUUCGAGUACUUUUGUGGUAAAAUCUAUAUGCAGUUUUUAUUUGAAUGUCACUUUGUACCUUGCUGCUAGUAUCAUUGUUGUCUGUAUACAAAAAUGAUAAUAGAAAUUGUUGUGUACUGUCCAGAUACACUGUGGUCUGUCUGGAAGG
This is a messenger RNA of Corticium candelabrum, 2050 nucleotides long. RefSeq lists its product as uncharacterized. Gene Ontology annotation, molecular function: transmembrane transporter activity. The record is from RefSeq and is a predicted model, not a curated record. Lineage: Eukaryota; Metazoa; Porifera; Homoscleromorpha; Homosclerophorida; Plakinidae. The transcript is spliced from 18 exons. The coding region runs from base 184 to 1758 and encodes 524 amino acids. Gene Ontology annotation, biological process: transmembrane transport.